Messenger RNA from Solanum tuberosum (potato), 1547 nucleotides. Its product is annotated as tetratricopeptide repeat protein 5-like. Gene Ontology annotation, molecular function: protein binding. Bases 1 to 1488 code for a protein of 495 amino acids. The record is from RefSeq and is a predicted model, not a curated record. Lineage: Eukaryota; Viridiplantae; Streptophyta; Magnoliopsida; Solanales; Solanaceae. The transcript has 13 exons.
AUGAGCACUCCAACUGAUCAGAAAGAAGUUAUGGAGAAAGGAGAAGCCUCCACUGAUCAGAAAGAAGUUGUUAUGGAGAAAGGAGAAGCCUCCACUGAUCAGAAAUACAACGAUUGGAUUGCAAAAGUCGAUGACAUGGUGGAAUGGCUCUACGAUUAUUGCGACACGCAUUUCCGGCCAACUUUAGAAGAGAAAAUCGCUGAUAUGGAGUACCAAAUCGGUAUGUGUAUCCACGCCCUCGAUUCAAUUCCUCAAGAAAAGAGGCAAUCGGAAUUUGAAAGUGCAGUGUUUGAGCUUACAAAAGGAAGAUUGUAUAAUUCAAUUCCUGGUUGUUACAAGGAGGAGGCAGAGCAUCAUCUAGUGAAUGCUACUAAUUUGGCACCGUAUCUGCUGGAUGCUUGGGUUUCCCUCGGCAUCUGCUUUGCCAAGAAAAGAGAUUACCCUAGAGCUAAACACUACUAUCAGUUUGUCCUUACAGUGAAAGAAGACAGCAUGGUUUUAUGGCAACUUGCAGACCUUGAACUGCUGUAUGCACGGGGUGAAUUUAGUCCAUAUGUUGCUGAUAAUCCACCACAUCAUAUUGACGAAUGCAUCAAAUAUGCCCAAAGGGCACUCGCUCUGGAUGACACGGAUGGAUCUUGUUUAUGUAAGAUGCAUCAAAUAUGCCCAAAGGGCACUCGCUCUGGAUGCACGGAUGGAUCUUAUAUCUUAGGAAGUGCAUAUUUCUCUUCCUUUAUUCUGGAUGGAGGAUGGAAUCACGAUAAUACUCUACGGUCAUUAGAAGCUUAUGAAAAAGCAGAGAAAACUCAUGAAAUGAAGUCAAACCCUGAGCUUCAAUACGAUUGUGGCAUUGUGAAUAGAUUUCUGGAGAACUACAACAAGUCCCUCAUUUGUUUAUCAGAUGCUGCAAUAACGGAUCCUUCUCUUGAUGUUUUACAUCAACUGAAAAUGACGGUCCAGCUUCUUGACAAAUUAGAAGGAUUAGUUCAGGGUAAGAGUAAUGACAAGAGUAAGGGGAAGAUUAAGGGAAAGAGUAAAGGAAAGAGUAAGGGGAAGAGUAAGGGAAAGAGUACGGAAACGAGCUUAUCUUCCCUGAUCCAGUCACUUGAUACUAUUGAUUUGAAUCCUUCAUACAACAGAGCAACCUUGGAUGUCUUAGCUGAAGGCCCUAACAAAGGGCUUGCAGUUAUAGGAGCAGUCCGGUGCUUGGUUAAGUAUGAGUAUAGCACUCCAUUAUACUAUGUGCUCUGUGACUCCAAUGAGAAUAGUUUUGUACUUACAGUGUUUGGCAUACAGAAGGAAGCGAUUAAACAAGGAGAUCAGGUCACACUAUUGGAGCCCUUUUGCAAAUUUGUUGAUUUUGAAUGGGAGGGAAAGCACUAUCAAUUCACAUCUGUGCGAGUUAAUCUUGUGGAACAGGUCCUUGUAAAUGGAAAUGCUCUAUCUCCUAGUUUUGCUAUACGUCAACCAUUACGAUUAUACGCAUAACCUUCUGUCAAUGUCUGUAAGAUACCAACAUUAAUAAGUGGGAUUCUUCAUAUACUUAA